UCUGUCCGUCCCUCUGUCCGUCUGUCCGCCCGCCCCGCGUUCCCCCGUGUCUCUGUCCCGCAGCAAUUGAAGCAGCAGCGGGACAAGCUCCGGCAGUACCAGAAGCGGCUGAGCCUGGGGCUGGAGCGGGAGCGGGCGCUGGCCCGGCAGCUGCUCCGGGACGGCAAGAAAGAGAAAGCCAUGCUCCUGCUGAAAAAGAAACGGUACCAGGAGCAGCUUCUGGAUAAAACAGAGAACCAGAUCAGCAACCUGGAGCGGAUGGUCCAGGACAUUGAAUUCACCCAGAUUGAAAUGAAGGUCAUCGAGGGCCUGAAAAUAGGCAACGAGUGUCUGAACAAAAUGCACCAGGUUAUGUCCAUAGAAGAAGUGGAAAGGAUCAUAGGAGAAACGCAGGAUGCUGUGGAUUAUCAGAGGCAAAUAGACGAGCUCCUGGCUGGCAGCCUGACUGAGGAGGAUGAAGAUGCCAUUCUAGAAGAAUUAAAUGCUAUUACUCAGGAACAGUUGGAGCUUCCAGAGGUUCCUUCGGAGCCGCUCCCGGAGAAGAUCCCAGAAGUGUCACCCAUCAAGAACAGGCCAAAGCCAGAGCUGGUGGCAGCAUCUUAACUCCCAGUGCUGGGGAUUCCCCCACGAAACUUUCACCCUGGACAGUUUGCCCUCCCAGCAUGUGCUGGGAACAGGCAAUGCCUUGGCAGCAUCCCAGCUGUGCUGGGUGGAUUGUGGAGCAGGAUUCCCUGCGCAGGGUGGGGAACCUCAGCUGAUUAUCGCUCUUGUAUCAAGAUUAUUUUCUAGUGCUUUCUUUUUUUGUAACUUAAAUUCCAAACUCACUCAGCUGCGCUGUCUCGGGAUUAAACAGCAACUCUAAAUCAUCCAAAGCCAAAUUUUCCUCUGUAGGUUUGAUUCUGGUGGUCAGCCUGCCUUUGCUCUGGCCACAUCCCAGGAGAGCCCCGGCUCAGAGUGGCGGUGUUUGUGGCGUGGGCUGGGUGAGCACACACCCCUGGUGUCCCUGUGUCCCCUCUCUCUCCUGGCUGUGUCUGUGCAGGGGUGCUGUGUCCCCGUCCUGCUGCACGCUGGGCGGUGCUGGAGCGCAGACUCAGCCCUGCCUGGUACAGAACCAGCCCCAGGGCUUUGAUUUGGGCCAGGCUCAGCCUGGUGCUGCUCCUGCUGCAGCGGCUCUGGCCUGAUGUGCUGCGAGCUGAGGAGCCCUGGCCUGCCAGAAACCCCUGCAGUGCCAGCAAGGAGCUCCUGCCCGUGUUCCAGCCAGGAUUCCUCCCUCGUGGGCUCUGCUCCAGCGUCAGUUCAGCUGUGGCCGGGAUGGAGCCAUGGAUCUCACGGACUCUGCUCCAGCUGCUCCUGCCCAGCGUUUCCUCGGGGACUCGGACGCGCUUCCUCGGGCUCGUGCUGCACUGGACACGGGGCUGGAGCUCCAGGAAUCACCGCUCCAAAGUGCUCUGGGAGCAGCUGGAGGAGCCCCAUCCCCUCUGAGGACUCAGCUGAAGGGGCUGGAGCUCUGCCUGGGCAGUCAGUGGUGACAGAUCUUGCUGCUCUCGGAACGGGCUCACCUGCCAGCUUGCAGAUGCUCUUCAGGACACUGCAGAUCUUUAUUCAUUAUGUACUUGAAGCCAGGACCCCUAAUCUGCAUUUCUGUGACGGCAGAAGGACCAGAGGGUCCUUGGAGACUUUGUGGGGCUGUGGGAUCUGGUGCUAGACAAAAAUCCCCUGAUCCCAGGGACUGGAAUGCUCCCCAUGGUGCUGGGCCAGCAGCAGCUCUGGGUGGACUCACGCUCUCCUUGUCCUCUCUGUUGUGUUCCAAAGACUGGCCAGGGCAUCCUUGUCCUGCUCGUGUGUCCCCAAGGCAGUGAAGUGCCUUGGAGCCGCCCCAUUUCCACUCCCACUGCUGUCUCUGAGCAGUUCCCUACCAAUCCCACAGCCCCCGGCCCUGUUUGACACCAGGGCAGUGCUGGCAGAGCGGCUGCAGCCCCCGGAGCUGCCCGGGGCAUUGGAUGGUCCCAGGGCAGGGUCUCUGGUCACCCCAGUGGGGACAGGCAGCUCCUGCUCCAGCCCUGCCGGGGACAGGGUCCUGCUCGGUCCCGGUGCUUUAUCCCGUGCUCAAUCCCGGCUGUGCUGCAACGCAGCCCGUUCCCAGCAGAGAGAGCCUUGGGUUCAGCAGUGCCGCGCUGGCAGGAGCAUUUCUGGGCAGCGCUUUUCCUGCAGGCUCCUCCAGCCCUGCCAGGGCUGCCCUGCUCUGUCCCGCUCACGGAGGGAGCGCUCACAGCGGGAUCUGCCCUGGCCUUUGGGAAAACGCUGCUCCCCGGAUCGGCCCCGCCGCGGGAGAGGGGUGGGGAGGCUGCAGCCCCUCUGCUCUGCUUUUCAUCCUGAUGAACGUCCUGGCAGCAGGAGAGGCUGCGCCGGGUCCUGCUGGGUGUGGAGAGGGAGCGCGGCUGGUGCUGAAGGGGUUAAUGCGGCUCCUUGCAUUCGAUGCCAGGGUGGAGAGGCCAUUUACUGAUCCAACAGGGAAAUUCGGGGCAGAUUGGCCGCGGCUUCCUCUGCUGAUCCCUGCAGCUUGUGCUGGGUCUCCUUGGGAGGAAGGGCCGGGGCUGGGCUGUGACCUCCGGGCUGUGCUGUGACAAUAAAUUGGCUCCAGUGGUU
This is a messenger RNA of Cyanistes caeruleus (blue tit), 2646 nucleotides long. Lineage: Eukaryota; Metazoa; Chordata; Aves; Passeriformes; Paridae. The record is from RefSeq and is a predicted model, not a curated record.